This is a messenger RNA of Ceratotherium simum simum (southern white rhinoceros), 924 nucleotides long. RefSeq names its product coactosin like F-actin binding protein 1 (gene COTL1). Gene Ontology annotation, molecular function: actin filament binding. Gene Ontology annotation, cellular component: site of polarized growth; actin filament; cortical actin cytoskeleton. NCBI's taxonomy places the organism in Eukaryota, Metazoa, Chordata, Mammalia, Perissodactyla, Rhinocerotidae. Gene Ontology annotation, biological process: regulation of actin filament polymerization. The record is from RefSeq and is a predicted model, not a curated record.
CCGCGCGUCCCUGCCGCGCUCCGAUCCCUGCGGCCAGCCCGGGGCGCGCUCGGUGCUCCGGGCAGAGUGUCCCCGCUGCGGCCCUGCGGCCAUGGCCACCAAGAUCGACAAAGAGGCUUGCCGGGCGGCGUACAACCUGGUGCGCGACGACGGCUCGGCCGUCAUCUGGGUGACUUUUAAAUAUGACGGCUCCACCAUCGUCCCCGGCGAGCAAGGAGCGGAAUAUCAGGACUUCAUCCAACAAUGCACAGAUGACAUCCGGCUGUUCGCCUUCGUGCGCUUCACCACCGGGGAUGCCAUGAGCAAGAGGUCCAAGUUCGCCCUCAUCACGUGGAUCGGCGAGAACGUCAGCGGGCUGCAGCGAGCCAAAACCGGCACGGACAAGACCCUGGUGAAGGAAGUCGUGCAGAAUUUUGCUAAAGAGUUUGUGAUCAGUGAUCGGAAGGAGCUGGAGGAAGAUUUCAUCAAAAGCGAGCUGAAGAAGGCUGGGGGAGCCAAUUACGACGCCCAGACAGAGUAACCCCAGCCCUCCCCCUGUCCCUUGCCAAAGUCAUCUGCCUGCUCCCCGGGGGAGGGGACCGCGGCCUCAGCUACCAGCCCACCAGCCCACCAGGGAGAGGAGACGCAAUGAGAGGCAACGCCCGCCACCCUGUCUGCACCCCAGCUCCCCUUCCUUCCCUGCUUCCCUUGUGAGCCCUGUUAUGUCCUAAAUCAUGAAGCUCAUGGAACAUCUUUCUUUUAUCUUCUUUUUCUCCCCGCCCGUUCUUUCAUGUUCUAAAGAAAAAUCAUUUUGAUGCCAAGGUCAUGCCCAUCAUCAGAUGUGAGGCGCCUCCUUGGGUGACCCCUUUUCCUGGCAUUUCUCUGACGUGCACCUAGCCUGCCUGGCCUUGCCCACCAUGGCCUCAUGCUGCUUCUGGAACCUAG